AACGAGGUCUUGCGAACGCCUCGGCGAGAACCAUCGAGUGCCGCUUCUUGUAUUUAGUUCAACAGCUUGCCAUUAGCGCUGUUGGCACUUCCGUCGCAUUCGAUGGCUAUGGGUGGCUAUGGCGGCCAGGAGCAGAGCGCGCUAGUGUAGUGGUGUAGUGAUACCUCCUCUCUUUUCCUACUUGCACAGUUUUUUUUUGAUCGUGAUAUGGUUAUGUUGUAAUUUAAUGUUUUCGUUCUUUUAGUGUAUUGAAAAAUCUUCCUUUUCACUGAGCGCGUUUUUAUUACUGAAGAGAUUUUUGUGCCUUUUUUCGGGUUCGACCUUUAGACAAUACUUAAGUGGUUUUAACAAACAAAUAAUUUUAAAUAUGACGGCGCCAAUGGAAAAGAUACAGAUUUUGGACACUAUUGAAAAAGACAUAAUAACGUGCCUUCAAAGUGCAGGGCAAGCUUUGAUGGAACUGAGUAAGGAAAAAUCAAGUGUGAAACAGGCAGAAGUACAAACUCAUCAGUUUUUGAAAACUUUGGGGCUUGUCGAAUCAAAAUUGACAGAACAAAUUAAUUAUCUGACUCAAGUAUCAACAGGGCAGCCACAUGAAGGUUCUGGCUAUGCUUCGCAGAAAGUGCUCCAGAUGGCUUGGCAUCGUUUGGAACAUGCCAGAAGCAGAGUAAAUGAGUUGGAACGCAUUAAAAACAAGCAUUUGCAAGGCAGAACUCUAUUGAGACCUCAGCAGCCACAGUCACAGCAAAUGAGUCAGGGUCAACAAAAUGGUGUUCAGCAGAUGGGUUCGUCCCAUUCCGGUACCACAGGAUGAAGUUGAUUUAAGUGGUGGUUUCACAUGUUGUCUACUAGGGUCUCAUAUGAUGCAGGCUAUUAAAAUUGUUUAUGUGCAAGUAACUGAUUUUUCUGUACUGUGGGAGAGUUAAUAUUUAUAAUAAAAUUAUUCUUAUAUAUGUUGCCAUAAAGUAUUAAAUGAUAAAUAUCCUUCGUAUUGCUGUGUGUCAGUUUGUGUGAUUUUUAUUGACUCAGUGGUGAGACAAGGCUCUUGAUAUAUCAAAUUAGAACAAAAUGGAAACGUUUGUUUUUAAAAUUUUUGUUCUUUGUCUAGCUUAGGUAAUGCAUGCAGAAAGUUCAUCUGCUGCCAAAAAGAGACACAUAGUUUAUUAAAAUCAUAAUGCUUUCUUAUUUAUAUUUUUGAAGCAAUAGUGCAUUUGUAUGAAGUUCUGAAUAAAUGGGUUUAACUUUUUCUGAAAAGAUGUGGAGAGAAAGGAAUAUGUGAAACUAUGGCAAAGCAAAAAUGAACUGGUGUGGAAGGUUAGUUAUUUAUUCUAUGCGAGUGUAUCAUUAAAGUUUUUUCCAUAUGCAAAACUGUUGCUUUUUCCUCCCCUUAUGUUCAUUUUACUUAACCUUCUGCACUCUGGAGCUAUUUACUAUCAAUUUGUGCUGUCAGAAGGAAUCAAUGUGAUGACAAAUCCAUAAUGGAUCUUGACUCGUGUACUGGACACUUAGUUGCUGCCCUGUCACUCAAAAGGCAUCUCCUAUUCCUCGUUUAACUCGAAAGGUUUCUAUGAGAUGACGCUUUUAAUGUGCUAUUUUUCGAGAUAUUGAUGCAAUAAUGAAUUAAAAUUCUUUUGUAAUCUGAAAUCGAUUUUGUGAGAUACAAUUAUCUUUGCUGCCACUUGAAACAGUCUUGUAAGAUGCAAAUAGGAAAAACUGUGUGGUUUGCGAGUUCCGGUGAUCUGCGUGAAUGUCUGGCCUAUGAGAUGAGGACAUAUCUUAAUUCAUUUUUUUGUGAACACAAUGAGGGGAACAACAUAUUCUCACAUUUAUUACAACAAUAAAGAUUUUUUAAAAUAAAAAACAGUAACUGGAUGUGUUCAUGCAGUAUAUUUGGGUAUAUAAUUCAACUUGGGCAGUGUUCUAGAGCUUUACAUCCUAUAAUCUGUUUAUUUUUCUUUGUAUGAAGUCUUCCAGUGGUAGGAAGAGCAAUCGUUGCUGAGCGAACAGACCUACUGCUGGCGUAUGUAUACUGAACCAGAGCACCAUUAGAGUUUGGCAUCUAAGAGAUGCUGUACGACAGAAACCUCGUCUAUGACCUCAAGCUAGCGUAACAUUUUGCAAUGUCAUCUCUCAGAUGCCUGCACAAAGGGUUAAAGAAGUCCAUUUUUAUCAGUGGUAAAGUGAGGGAUGCAAAUUUGCUACUAUGUACCCACUGAAAGAAAAAUACAAGAAAAAGAUGAAUGGAAUGGAAUGUUUUUUUUAUUCAAUUAAGUGUUUGUUUUGGGUAUUCAAGGAUGACAGCAUUCCCACAAUUACCAUAUUCAGAAGACUGGCACUCUAUGGAAACAAGGGCCCAGAUGCAGAAGAUUCACAGGGGCUCCUUACUUCGAAAGUUCACCCUCACAAAUAUAAAAGUUUUAUUAGUUAUUCAAGCAAUACAUAGUUUUAUAAUGUUCAGAGUUAAUUGCUGAGUAACUCUUGCAGGAUCAGCUUACAGGGAAAAGUUACUUCCUUUAUCCUGCUGCCAUGAUUGUGCCUCAGUAUUAUACUGUUAGGGUCAUUUGUAUUGAGUUAAAUGUAAUUGUUAAACUGUGGAAGAGGAAAGUCAGUCCCAAAAGUGUGCAUCAAAGAAAGGAUGAUCACAGAAUGUCAAUAAAGGUGAGAAACUCUGUAGCUAUUCAUUACAAAUUGACUCAUUCCCUUUCUGGCUGCCAUCUACCGGCGUUGAAGGGAAUACCAAUUCUCAUGCAGCAGCUUCCUUCAGUUUUUUUUCUUCUCCUGUUAGUCUUCGCAACACGCCUCUGAAUCCUGAUUGGGCAUUAUGAACCUGGAAUAAUCCUCCCUGAAGUUUGUCUUGUCACAUCGCAGUCAGUCUUUUAUCCUUUUAGCUAAGGGCUCAGCACUUUUAGUAAUCACGGUCCGCCGACCUAGGAAUCCGAGGUGUCGUGAGUUGCUGAACUUCCGAGGCUUCACUUCCACAAUUCGACGCGUCAUGACGAUGUUGGAAUUUGCAGUGAACGCUUCCCCUUGCUCUCCAACCACAACGCCUAAGUAGCCCUUGCACCAUCACACUCCUGUACUAUUACUUGAACUUGCUCAUGGUCCAUAUCGAUAUUUGUUCUAUUGUUUUGGGUGUAGGGAGCUAGAUUUUUCAUUAGACACAUGAGCAGGUUGCACACAGGUCUCACAUAGUACUCACUCACAGUCAGUGCAAGGUAUGCCCCCCCCCCCCUUUCACAAUUGAA
Messenger RNA from Gryllus bimaculatus (two-spotted cricket), 3245 nucleotides. The record is from the annotation of a GenBank genome assembly. NCBI's taxonomy places the organism in Eukaryota, Metazoa, Arthropoda, Insecta, Orthoptera, Gryllidae.